Cloeon dipterum is the source of this 2109-nucleotide messenger RNA. RefSeq names its product beta-taxilin. The transcript is spliced from 11 exons. Bases 307 to 1800 code for a protein of 497 amino acids. Lineage: Eukaryota; Metazoa; Arthropoda; Insecta; Ephemeroptera; Baetidae. Gene Ontology annotation, molecular function: syntaxin binding. The record is from RefSeq and is a predicted model, not a curated record.
CCAUGCGAACAAUGAGUAAACGGAAACCGUAUCCUAACAAUUUUUAACGUCAAGGUGAAUUCUUCAUUGAAUGGAAUUAGUUUCGCGGGCUGGAGUGUUUGAUUGGAGGCACGAUUCUGCGUCGACCAACCAGCGCUCAGCACAGCUGCCCGCUUCAAAAGUAAACAAAUAUAGGCAACUGGGUGUGCAGCUUCGAAUGUUUUGUUCAUAUUUUUAAUUUCUAAGCAGAAGUUAGAUUAAACUCAACCUACACGCUUGAGGGAUUGCAGCUGUCCGAGAAUUUAGCGCUUUUGAUCCGUUUUUGAGAUGGAAAAUGUUGAAGAAGCAGGCGUCAACGGUGACUUGAAAAACGGAGAAGAUGCAGCUAAGAAAGACAGUCGUAGCAAGUGUGGAAAAUACCGAAAUGGCAAGGAAUCCGUGUCCAAGAAGCAGUCAAAAGCCAAGCCUGAAGAUGAAAAUAAAAGUCUUGAGGAGUUGAAAAGGUCGUUAAAUUCUGUGACUUCAGCAGAGGAGAAAAUCACCCUCCUCUGUGAGAAAUACGCAGAUCUACUUGAAGACAACAGAAAACUUGCCUUAGCACUGAAGCAAAGUGAGAAAAGAGCUCUUGUUUUGCAAGCCGAGAAGGAGCAAGCGCAGAAUGAAAGUUCCAAAGUGAUUUUGACCAAAGGCCGCCUGGAGAAUCUUUGCAGAGAGCUACAGAGACAGAACAAGACCAUUAAAGAAGAGAGUUUGGCUCGCAUCCGGGAAGAAGAGGAGAAACGCAAGGAACUGUCCACCCGUUUCAAUGUGACUCUCAACGAAAUCAAUUCCUUGAUGCAAACAAACGCUGAGAAAAACAACCAGCUCAGAGAGGAGAACAAAGCUUUGACAGACAAGUUUAAAAUCAUCUGCGAGCAAUAUGAAAUGAGGGAAUUGCAAGUUGAGAAGUUGAUGAAGCAAAAUCAGCUAGAGACCAAACUAUCAGAAACCAAAUUGGCCAAAGUCCAGGUUGAACUGAUGCAGGAAAAGGAACUGCUUUUGAGGGAGCUUAGCAACUAUCAACAACAGUUGAAGCAAACCGCUGAGAAUGAAGACGUGCUUCGGGGUCAGAUCAGAAUGUACUCAGACAAGUAUGAGGAGUUCCAACAGGCGCUGGCCAAAAGUAAUGAAGUGUUCGUCAACUUCAAGGCAGAAAUGGACAAAAUGUCAAAGAAAAUAAUUAAGCUGGAGAAGGAGACGUCAUCUUGGAAGCUGCGUUGGGAGAAGAGCCACAAUGCCUUGAUCGACAUGAUUGCAGACAAACAGCAGAGGGACGAGGAGCUGGUGCUUGCUGGUAAACAGGUGUCUCAGCUGCAGCGACUCUGCCGUACUUUGCAAGAGGAGCGGAGCAAGCAUAUCUCCAAAUUGAGAGAAUAUGAUGAAGAUGCUGGUAAAUCUCAGCCUGCUAUCAUGAAGAAGGAGGAAAUUGACGCCUUGCUGGAGAGGCAGCCCAAAGCCCCAAUGCCAUUGCCUGUGAUUGAUCCAGUUCCUAUCAUUGAUGAUGAUGGAGAAAUUAACUUUGAUCCUCCUGCGGAAAAUAGUUCCAACGAAACAGCUGCAGCGAUUGACACUGUAACUGUAGACAGUGAACAGACUGAAAAAAAAAACAGUAUUGACGAAGUCACUGUUAGCACAAACGGCUCUGCAAGUGCCUCAACUUUGAACGACCCUGUGCCUGAAGCUGUUGUUGAUAAGCCUGCUCCUGAGAAAACCAACAAACAAUCCACACCUACCCCAGAAAAGAAGAAAGCUAAGGAAGGAGGCCGCAAGAAGAAGAAAUAGAUUAUACCGCUGAUAUUUGAAAGAAGUUUUUGCACCACAGUUUCAUCUCUCAACCUCUGAAAUAAUUUAGUAUUUUAUUUAUUCAGACCACAAUCCCACCCGAUUUACCUGUCCUUGUUUGACAUUUAAAUGCUAUCUGUAUUUUGAGUUUCUCGUGGCGUGCUCUAUAUGGUUAACUAAAAUGUUGGGAACAGCGAGAAGUCCAUGUUUAGUGAAUUGUUUGAAGCGAAUAUUUUGUACUUUUAGCCUAACCAGCGUUUUUUCAUAAAAGCGUCGAAAUAAAAAUUUCACGAAAAAUCUCACUUGGAA